AUGGGAGUGGGCACACAACUUCACUCCUUUCAUCGAGGCGGAACUGAAAUGGUCUGCUUCCAGCCUCUCGACUCGAAUCAUGGCACCCCGCCAACCGAUCCUAUCAUUUGCGACGGCCAGGUCGAUGUCGGCUCUUAUGACGGUGAACUGGCGUCAAAGCUGAGUGGAACAUGCCACGAUUCACGGGAUAAGCUGGUUCGAGCAACAGCUGUUCGGAAUGUUCGUUCAAAGAUGCGCAUCGCAUGGAGAAUGCAGCAUGCUGCACCAAGAUGUAACGCGCCGAGCGGAUUGUCGAGCCACGUUUGGUCUCACGCCAAAUUUGCCCGGUACAUUUGCAAAUUUGCGGUUGGCACUCCUACACACGAAGCCAUCUUGCUAAGCACUUGGACUCCAACGCAUCCCAACGAGUUACAUGUGAUUGAGGAUUCGAUUGACGCCAAGAUGGUUGAGGAUAUUAUGGCGGAGGCGACGGACUGCUAUCCGAAAAAUGCCAAGAUGUUGAAAAAGUGGAUGGCCGAGAAGUUGCAGCCUCUU
Mesorhabditis spiculigera is the source of this 534-nucleotide messenger RNA. The record is from the annotation of a GenBank genome assembly. NCBI's taxonomy places the organism in Eukaryota, Metazoa, Nematoda, Chromadorea, Rhabditida, Rhabditidae.